AUGGACACGGCAUUACUGACGAGUUCUUGGUUAUUACACACUGCCAAUCUUCAAGUUAGGGUUGGACCAUUAGAAACACAGAAGGAGCGCCUAAAAGUGAUGAGCGGAAUGCUGGUACAUUUAGUGGCACUAGUUUACACUAGUUUACUCGUCGUCACAUUGGCUCACGGAGAAGCUGACGACGUAGUGGUGAGAUCAGAUGACAUUGACCUAUCACACAGAGACGUACGCGCCAUUGGAGACUGUGGCGGGUCUUUCUACUCUACGACUGGUGCGUUUAGUUCACCAAACUACCCUAACGGCUAUUACAACAACGACGAUUUAUGUACGUACACUAUCACCGUUGCAUCUGGCUCAAGUAUUCAGUUAACGUUUACAGCGUUCGAUACAGAAUCAUAUGACCACGUAUACGUCUACGACGGACUGUCCACUUACAACAGUCUUCUACUGGAUGCAUCUGGCUCAUUCGUGCCGGCGCCCGUCUUGUCGUCUGGUAAUACUCUUUACGUCGUGUUUGACUCGGAUAGCAGUGUUACUCAUACUGGAUUCUAUGCAACGUAUACAACUCUAGAUUAUGAGAGUGGUUUCGGUUCGCUAAACGGUGUGUGCGGUGGAUCUCUGACUACAGACUCGGGGACAUUGUCAUCACCAAACUACCCUUACUCGUACAGCAGCUAUUCCGACUGUUAUUACAGAAUAUCUGUGACGUCAGGAGAAAAUAUACAGUUGACAUUUUCAGUGUUUUCUACUGAAUCAACUUAUGAUUAUGUGCGUGUUUAUGACGGUAGUUCUACGUCAUCUCCGCUGCUGGGAGAAUUUUCUGGAUCCAGCUUACCUUCGAUGAUUGUCACCACAGGCUCCGACUUACUUUUGUAUUUCCAUAGCGAUAGUUCGGUCGAAAACACUGGUUUUUACGCAUCAUACACACUGGGAUCUGGGUCAGUUAUUUCAUUGUGCGAGGAGGGUUACAUCACUUCUUUGGGAGGUUUACUCAAUUCCCACGAUACAUAUCCGAGUGACUACGCGGCCCCGGUCACGUGUUCAGCUACUCUACAAACCUUCAGUCCGUAUACUAACGUAUUGGUUAAAUUCCUAGACGUAGACUUGUAUACAACGUCAGAUUACAGUUCAUCCUGUCCCCAUUCUGGUGAUUUCAAAUGCGACAAUUAUAGAUGUAUAUCGAAAGGUUUAAAAUGCAAUGGUUAUGACAACUGUGGUGACAACUCAGACGAAGAAAUGUGCGAUGCAGUUAAAAUUGGAGCAAUUAUCGGCGGUGUAAUUGGUGGACUCCUGUUCGUCAUAAUAAUUAUCAUCAUAUGUUGCUGUUGUUGUAAAAAAAAGUCGCCGACGUCACCGACGAGUACAUCCAAUACUGUUACGACUCACAAUGCCACUUCUGUGCGGGCAAGACCUCUUCAAACACAACCCCGGCCUACAGUCGUCGCGGUUUCCUACAACAUAACAACUGAACCAGGUGUGGGAUAUUAUCCACCACCGCCACCAUCGUAUGGACAGACUGGUGGAUACCACAAUUCUGGCUACGAAUCACAACCUCCGCCAUCAUAUAUACCACCCCCUGGAGGCAACGACCCAGCAUACCCUCCUCCACCAAUGCCCACAAACCCCGAUCUAUCAACUUCAGGAGGUAAUACUUUCAGCGAAUCUAUGUACCCACCUCCGACAAUGGUUUCCCCAGCCGGCAGCAACGAUCCAGCUUACCCUCCCCCACCAACGUACGACGCUGUGAAUACGUCUCACACGUAGACGAUGUAUUCUGUAAAUGUACUAUUAUUUACUGGGGUUUAAUUUCGCUAUUAUUUAUAAAUAAAUAUAAUAAAUACAUUACAAAAUAACAAUAAAACUCAUUGUUUCCUUGACCAAUUCGUGAAAUUAUCACAGGGAAAAUGCUCAAAAUAAGUGAAAUUAAAUGUCAGUGAAAAUAAAUGGUUUUGCAGUAGCAACAGGAACAUUAAUCAGCUUACCUUCUAAGAACGACAAUUUGAACACGUCACACACGUAGACGACAUAUAGCAACAGAAACGACAGCCCAGCUUACCAACACCAACAUACGACACUAUGAACACGUCACUAACAUACGACACUGUGAACACGUCACUAACAUAAGACACUGAACACGUCAUCAACAUACGACACUAAACACGUCACCAACAUACGACACUGUGAACACGUUACUAACAUACAACACUGUGAACACGUCACCAACAUACGACACUGAACACGUCACUAACAUACGACACUGUGAACACGUCAGCAACAUACGACACUGAACACGUCACCAACAUACAACACUAAACACGUCACUAACAUACGACACUGUGAACACGUCAGCAACAUACGACACUGAACACGUCACCAACAUACAACACUAAACACGUCACCAACAUACGACACUGAACACGUCACUAACAUACGACACUGUGAACACGUCACUAACAUACGACACUGUGAACAUGUUACUAGCAUACGACACAGUGAACACGUCAGCAACAUACGACACUGAACACGUCACCAACAUACGACACUGAACACGUCACCAACAUACGACACUGUGAACACGUCACUAACAUACGACACUGUGAACACGUCACUAACAAACGACACUGUGAACACGUCACUAACGUACGACGCUGUGAACACGUCACUAACAUACGACACUGAGUACAAGUCACAUAUGAACGAUAUAACAACAUCAGUAAGAAACGACCCAGCUUACUCGUCACCCCCAAAACAAGACACUGUUAACACUUCUCACAUGUAGACGUUAGGAAAUAAUAACACAGCUUACCCGUCACCACCAGAGUACGAUACAUCUGAUAUGUAGACGAUAUACAGGAAUACGGGUAGACAAAUCACGCGCAUCGUGUGUAUGUUUUACCGCUAUUGUAUAUAUCUUAACAGUAUAUAAAUACUACAUUGUAUAUUGUGUAAUUGUAGUAACUAUCCCAUAUACAUUUAUAGUGUAUACGAGGAUUAUAUUUUUUAUGUUAUUUUUAAUAAUGGUAUA
Messenger RNA from Saccoglossus kowalevskii, 3025 nucleotides. RefSeq names its product scavenger receptor cysteine-rich domain-containing protein DMBT1-like. The record is from RefSeq and is a predicted model, not a curated record. Gene Ontology annotation, molecular function: protein binding. Lineage: Eukaryota; Metazoa; Hemichordata; Enteropneusta; Harrimaniidae.